UCUUAACAAAAUUAUCAGGCCACAGUCAUAUUUCUCAAUACGUUCCGAACAGUGAUCGUGGCAGCAAUUCUUGAAUUUUUGCGAAAUAUUUCCUGCAGUGAAUUAAGUUUCAGUGCUGAAAACUAUAGUUUUGUGAUUUUUUUGUGGUAUAAUCCUUUGAAUCUUUGGUGACAACCUAACAGACUCUUGAGAGCGAGAUACGUGCAAUCUAUCUAUUGACACUUUAAACUUUUUUAAACAACUUUUCAAAACAUAGUGUUUGUGUUGGCUCCUUAAAACCUCAUCGCAUAUAAGUGAACUUUUUAUAUUUUUACGUUUUACCAUUUGUAAAAAGACUUUAAUGGUCGUCCUGAGCGGAAAAGGGGAACCACACUUCAAUAAUUUACCGGAUCAGUUCCGCUUCCUUACGGAACCCGAGUACCUUGAUUCUGCGUGGGCUUCUGAAGUCUCAUUUGCGAUUUGUGAAGAGUGUGAAAAGAUGCCUGCUAUCCCGCAAGGGGCAUUUGCGACCUAUAAGGUGCGUGCGCAAAAGGAAAAGGAUCUAACUGUUUCAACCAUCAAAAUUACGGAUAAACCGGAGCCGAAAAUUGAUAAUAAAAAAUUGCUGGAAUAUACACCAGUGAAAUACAACAGCAAGCUAAUGAAGUCCAUCUGGGGACUAUAUAAUCGCUACUCGCCUCAUAAUAUGAAGGGAAAUGAUGAUGAUGGCUGCUACGAGGAAGUAAAGCUGCAACAGCCAGUCGCUGUUGCUGCUUUCGCCAUUGCUGAAAAUUUGGCAAUGGCUUUCAGCUCUGGAAACGAAUGGACGUUUCCAGGCAAACCUGAGUGUUAAUGGUCUUUUAUUAAAUGAUCUCUAACACAUCUAUCAUAUAUGUAUUAUGAUAAAUAUGGAAUUAUAUUUAGAAUAGGUGGAACCUUAUUGAAAUGUGAAUAAUUUGACAAAGAUACAAUUUUAAAUAUGGGGUUACAUGUGAAUAUUUGAUAUAAUAAACAUGCAUAAUGUGUUUUGAUA
Molecule: messenger RNA, 1012 nt
Organism: Hermetia illucens (black soldier fly)
Lineage: Eukaryota; Metazoa; Arthropoda; Insecta; Diptera; Stratiomyidae
Exons: 4
Coding region: 341-832 (163 amino acids)
Source: RefSeq, a predicted model, not a curated record